Amblyraja radiata (thorny skate) is the source of this 3304-nucleotide messenger RNA. Its product is annotated as upstream-binding protein 1. Bases 328 to 1950 code for a protein of 540 amino acids. Gene Ontology annotation, cellular component: nucleus. The transcript has 16 exons. The record is from RefSeq and is a predicted model, not a curated record. Gene Ontology annotation, molecular function: RNA polymerase II cis-regulatory region sequence-specific DNA binding; DNA-binding transcription activator activity, RNA polymerase II-specific. Gene Ontology annotation, biological process: regulation of transcription by RNA polymerase II. Lineage: Eukaryota; Metazoa; Chordata; Chondrichthyes; Rajiformes; Rajidae.
GCGGCGGCGCCGACAGCUCAGGCUGUGAGCGAGCGAGUGAGUUAGCGAGUGAGUGAGGUGCAGCUCCACGCUCUCUCAGCGCACUCGGGCAGGAGGAGGAGGAGGAGGACGAGGAGGAGGGGGAGAGGGAGAGGGCGGCCGUGAGCGGGUCAUGGUGCCGUGAGGGCGGCUCGGGGAGGCCGCCGUGAGCCAAAGGGAAGCCAGGCCGCGCUGCAGCCGGGGGCCGGGCCUGGGCACCGCCCGCCCGCCGGCUCCCCUCGGCCGGCCGGCCGUGCCCUCCCGCCCCCGGCCCUCUGCACCCUCCCGCCCCGGCCCUCUGCACUGACCAUGGCCUGGGUGCUGAAAAUGGACGAGGACAUCGAGUCGGGCCUGGUGCAUGAGUUCGACUCGAGUCUGUCGGGGAUCGGGCAGGAGCUGGGCUCCGGCGCCUACAGCAUGAGCGAUGUUUUGGCACUGCCCAUUUUCAAGCAGGAAGAUUCAAACCUUCCUCCGGAGAAUGAAAGUAAACAUCCACCAUUCCAGUAUGUGCUCUACGCAGCCACAUCACCUGCUAUUAAGCUACACGAUGAAACGCUCACCUACUUGAACCAAGGUCAAUCUUACGAAGUUCGAAUGUUGGAUAACCGAAAAAUAGGAGAUUUGCCAGAAAUAAGUGGAAAAAUGGUUAAGAGUAUAAUUCGAGUUGUAUUCCAUGACCGAAGACUCCAAUACACUGAACAUGAGCAGCUGGAAGGUUGGAAAUGGAACCGCCCCGGUGACAGACUCCUUGAUUUGGAUAUCCCAAUGUCAGUUGGAAUUAUUGACCCCCAAACUAAUCCAGCUCAAUUGAAUACUAUUGAAUAUUUAUGGGACCCAGCUAAACACACGUCUGCUUUUGUUCAGGUACAUUGCAUUAGCACAGAAUUUACUCCCAGAAAGCAUGGGGGCGAGAAGGGGGUUCCAUUCAGGAUUCAGAUAGACACAUUCAAGGAAAUUGAAUCUGGAGAGUACACAGAACAUCUGCAUUCAGCCAGCUGCCAAAUAAAAGUUUUUAAGCCAAAAGGAGCAGACAGAAAACAGAAAACAGACAGAGAAAAAAUGGACAAACGAACAGCUCAAGAUAAAGAAAAGUAUCAGCCUACAUAUGAAACAACUAUCUUGACUGAGAUGAGGCUUGAGCCUAUUAUUGAAGAUGCACUUGAACAUGAGCAGAAAAAGUCCACCAAGCGGACUUUGCCAGCAGACUGCGGUGAUUCUCUGGCAAAGCGAGGCAGUUGCUCUCCUUGGCCAGAUAAUGCAUAUGUGAACAGCAGCCCUUCAACCACUCCAGCAUUUGCACCAGGACAAGUUGCGGCUUGCAGUGUUCCUCCUGACAGUAACUCCUCUUCACCAAAUCAUCAAGGAGAAGGGACACCACAGUGUGUAGUGGAGCAACUCUGUCCGGCAACAACAAUACAGGAGGCUCAACAGUGGCUGCACAAGAAUAGAUUCGCGACGUACGCAAGAUUAUUUUCAAACUUCUCAGGUUCAGAUUUAUUAAAAUUGACUCGAGAUGAUCUUGUCCAGAUCUGUGGCUCGGCUGAUGGGAUUAGAUUGUUUAAUGAACUUAAAGCUAGAUCUGUGAGACCGAGAUUAACCAUCUAUGUCUGCCAAGAAUCGCAGCGUGUACAAAAUAUUUUGCAGCUGGUUGGAUCACGAGAUAGUGAAAAUGGAAAGGGUGACAGUCGUGCAAUAUAUGUAUACCAUGCCAUCUACCUGGAGGAAUUGACAACAGCCGAACUUUCCAAAAAGAUUGCAACUAUCUUUAGUAUAUCCCAAAAUCAGAUAAAUCAAGUUUACAGACAGGGUCCGACAGGUAUUCAUGUUCUUGUCAAUGAUCAGAUGGUUCACAACCUCCAAGAUGAAAGUUGUUUUGUAAUCAGCACAAUAAAAGAUGAAAAUACAGAAGGCUUCCAUGUGAUUUUGAAGUAAUUUGCCCCGCUUAGGAGUUGAGCUGGACUACAUUUUUGCAUAUAGAAGCUAUCUUUAUUAUGACAAAGGACAUUGUGCAAAUCCAUGUAAAUGUUAGAAUCUGACUUCACUGUACAAAAUGUUUCAUAUUGAAAACACAGCCGGACUGUUCAGUUACCUUACUGUGAGUUUGAAACUUCUGAAAGUAUCACUGCCACCACUCAGCACCCUCUCUGCACAUCUCGGGGUGCAGCAAGUUUGAGGGUAGGCCUGGAUUCCACAAAUUAUGGUUCAAAGUGGUCUUUAUAAAUGUCGAGGAGGAAAAUGGCCAGUAGAUACAGUUUUGCACAAUAAUUGUCUCAUUUGAAGCAUUAAUGCUUCAUCCUAUUUGUCUAGUUUCUCGAUUAUUGAUUUUAAAUUUGUGUUGAAGUAUGCUAUGUUAUUUUAAAAUGUUUUGCCUUUCUUUGUGCUGUCAUAUAUUUUACUGUCUUUAAAAUGCUAGUUUGCCCAGCUAAAACUGUAUUCCCAAGAUCAUAUAGUGCAGUUGCUAAUCUGCGGGAAAGAAAGACAGUAUCAAAAUUGCAAUUUCAAUUCAAAGUGGCAGCUUGCACUUUCUUAAACUUUAUUCUAUCCCAAUUCCCUGAACUGUUUCCUUUAGGUUAUGUGACUUUUGGGGGGGGAAAACAGUCAACAGCUUCAUUGUGGAGGCUGACCUUAUUUCUGCAUUAAAACAUUUAGUGCAUUUUAAUGUUUCAUUUCAUCGUCAGAUCUUUUACCUGUAGAUAAACAGCAGUUGUGGGAAAAUAAGCAGCUACUUGUUUUAAUAAUAGCCCACAAUUGCUUUUGGAUCAGAUGAAAGGCAUUUUCUGUAUUUAAAAUACAAUAAAUUUGAAAGUCCAUAAUCAAAACCUAUGCUUUUGAAAGCAGUAAUUAAUGUAAUUGUCCUAUAAUUGAUUUAAAUCAUAAUUGUGCCUCGGUGACCAAAUCUCACUGCACUGAUAUGUUAAUAAAGUAUUCUUUGCUUAUUUUCUAAAUGUUGAGGGAUUAUCAUUAUCACUUGGCAUUCGAGCAUUUUCAGGUCGAGCAUUAAUGACUACAAAUCGCAUUUGCUCAACACUACUGCCCACUUCAACUUGGCAGUUAGAAUUUUUUUUACAACAAAGCAGUAUAGUAUCUUUAGGUGUGUAAAGUUCAGAUCGCAAUUUAUUUAUUGGUGUCCAGGUGCAAAGAAAACAGCCAUAGGUAUUGUUUCACUUAAUUUAUGAUUACAAUAAGCACCGGCAACUUUGUUUAUCUUGAUUUAGAGAUCUUAUUCUGAGAUGCAUAAAUUGAACUUGCCUCUAAUAAAGUUUAAAUUUUUUUUUUGCAAAAAAAA